This is a messenger RNA of Musca vetustissima, 2616 nucleotides long. It is a transcript of the gene sip1, whose product is annotated as septin-interacting protein 1. Gene Ontology annotation, cellular component: U2-type post-mRNA release spliceosomal complex. The transcript is spliced from 5 exons. Gene Ontology annotation, molecular function: nucleic acid binding. The record is from RefSeq and is a predicted model, not a curated record. NCBI's taxonomy places the organism in Eukaryota, Metazoa, Arthropoda, Insecta, Diptera, Muscidae. The coding region runs from base 1 to 2616 and encodes 871 amino acids. Gene Ontology annotation, biological process: spliceosomal complex disassembly.
AUGGGUGAUGAGGAAUAUGAACGUUUCGAAAUAACCGAUUAUGAUUUGGAAAAUGAAUUCAAUCCAAAUCGUUUUCGUAAAAAGCAGAGCAAGCAACAGGCCAUUUAUGGCAUCUGGGCCGAUGACAGUGACAAAGAUGAUGAUGACGAUGAAGACAACUCCUCGGGUCGCAAUCGUAAAGGACGUCGUCGCAUGGGUUUGGGUGGUGGCUCAUCCGGCGGCCGUUCCAAAGACUAUACAGCCCCAGUAAGUUUUGUUGCCGGUGGCAUACAGCAGGCCGGCAAGAAAAACAAAUCCAAGAAAUCGGCAGAUGAUGAUGAACGCAAUUCGGACGAUGCUGAAAAUCCAAUUACGGAUGAAGAGGAUGAAUUAAAUUCACAUCCGGGUUUUGGUGCUGGUCAGCGGCCAACCUUAAUGGAUGCUGAAUCACCCCAUACAAGUGAAGAUUCGGAAGAAGAAGAACAAGAGCGAAGAAUGCCACCACCAUCAAAAGCGUCCGGCUUCAAGCAGCAGCAAACAGGACAUCUUAAAGUUGGUGCCUGGGAACAACAUACCCGUGGUAUUGGUGCCAAGUUAUUGCUGCAAAUGGGUUACAAACCGGGCAUGGGUUUGGGUAAAGAUCUGCAGGGUAUAUCACAACCGGUGGAGGCUCAUGUACGCAAGGGUAGGGGUGCCAUUGGAGCAUAUGGCCCUGAGACGGCAGCUAGUGUGGGUGGCAAGGGGCAUGUUCCCAAAAUCGAUGAGGAUGUCCGUGAGGCAAAGGAGUUCAAAGAGAAAUUAAAUAAAUGGAAAAAGAGCGGAACUGAGUGCCGUUCGGAUAAAAAUUCAAAACGUUACUAUUACAAAUCGGUGGAAGAAGUUUUGGAGAAGGGCAAGAGCUCGAAUUUUAUUAUUGGCGAUAAAAUAAGCAAAAAGUUGGGUAAUGUCCCUGUCAUCGAUAUGACGGGUCCGGAGAAGCGUGUCCUUAGCGGUUACCAUGCAAUCGGUCAGACAAAAGUUGUGGAUGAAGAUCUCUAUGAUUCUGUGGUGCAGGAAACACAACCGAAAAAAUCCACCGCCACCUUUGCUCUGCCCGAACUAAUGCACAAUCUCUCCCUAAUUGUCAAUAUGUGCGAACAGGAUAUCAUUACCUUGGAUACGGCUCAAAAUAAUGCCAGCGAACGCUGCACAGCGCUGGAGCAGGAAAAGAAACAACUGGAAGAAAUUGUUAGUUUGGAAAGAAAUCACAUAAAUACCCUGGAUCAUGUUCUCUCCAUGGUAGAUGAACUAACUGCCGGCGGUGAAGACUUGCGCCUUUCUCGGGCCGAAGAAAUUUUCUUGGAAUUACAACAAAACUAUGCUGCGGAAUAUAAACAAUUUGGGUUGGAUGAUUUGGCGGCGGGUGUUAUAGCCCCAUUGCUUAAACAGCACUUAGCCGAUUGGAAGCCUUUGGAGUCACCCACCCAAUAUGUGGAUGUUAUUAAAAAAUGGCGUACCAUAUUGGAGGUACACAAUGAGGACACGACAGAGAAACGCUCCAACAUUUUCGAUCCAUACUCCUCCCUCAUAUGGGCUGGGGUAAUACCAAGUUUCCGCUCAUGUGCUGAAUUUUGGGAUCCCAAGCAACAUCAAUCGAUGGCGGCAUUAUUAGAUUGUUGGGCUCCUCUCUUCCCCUCAUGGAUAUUGGAUUCGGUAUUAGAACAAUUGGUACUGCCACGUUUGAGUGCAGGUGUAAAACAAUGGGAUCCACUGACAGAUACCGUACCCAUCCACAUUUGGAUAUUGCCAUGGAAUGCCAUAUUGGGUCACAAAAUGGAAGAGUUCAUCUAUCCAACAAUACGUGAGAAGUUAGGAAAUGCUUUAAGGGCAUGGUUGCCACAAGAUCGUUCGGCUAGGGCGAUGCUGACACCAUGGAAGGGGGCAUUCGAUGAACAUCAAAUGCAGUUGUUCCUGUUGACCCAUAUUAUACCCAAGCUGCAGAUGGUUUUGAAUGAAUUCAUUAUUAAUCCGCUGCAACAGGAUUUGGAACCCUGGAACCAGGUCUAUGAAUGGCAUGAAUUAAUACCUCCCGGUCAAAUGGCCCAGCUGUUGGACAAAUUCUUCUUCCCCAAAUGGAUGCAGGUGUUGGUUAUGUGGCUAAAUCAAUCUCCCGAUUAUGUAGAAAUAUCCCGUUGGUAUAGCGGCUGGAAGAGUAUGUUUUCCGAGGACCUGCUGCGCGAGGCUAGCAUUAAGGAACAUUUACGUCGUGCCCUUGAAAUGAUGCAUCGUGCCACAGAUCAAGUACCCCAUAUACCAGGCCAGGCUACAAACCAACCCAAUAUGGCUACCAAUACACCGCCACCACCACAGCCUCCACCACCUCCCUCGAUCCUCCUGAAUAUGGAUAUGUCGUCGGCAGCGGCCCCUGUACAAUUAGAAUUUAAAGAAUUGGUUUCACGUAAAUGUGCCGAGCGUGGUAUACUCUUUGCCCCGCUACCCGGUCGUCGUGAACUGGGCAAACAAGUUUAUCGUGUUGGUAAACUGUAUUGCUAUAUCGAUCGUAAUGUUUGUAUGAUAACCGAUAGUUCAUUUAAAAAUUGGAUACCCACACCACUGCAGCCAAUGCUCGAACGGGCCGUAACGGGAAUUUUGAAUUAA